Molecule: messenger RNA, 1015 nt
Organism: Cyclopterus lumpus (lumpfish)
Lineage: Eukaryota; Metazoa; Chordata; Actinopteri; Perciformes; Cyclopteridae
Gene: pax4
Product: paired box 4
Exons: 7
Coding region: 47-1015 (322 amino acids)
Biological process (GO): regulation of transcription by RNA polymerase II; anatomical structure development
Molecular function (GO): DNA-binding transcription factor activity, RNA polymerase II-specific; RNA polymerase II cis-regulatory region sequence-specific DNA binding
Source: RefSeq, a predicted model, not a curated record
CAUUACGCAUUUAGUGUUUCAUCAUUCAGUCCGGGAGCACGCGGAGAUGUGCGGAACAAACGAGCUGCCAAAUGAAGGUGGUGGCAGUGUCAACCAGCUCGGAGGGAUGUUCCUCAACGGAAGACCUCUCCCAGAAUCCAAGAGGAGGAAGAUGAUCGAACUGGCCACGGAGGGAGUCCGACCGAACCAGAUCUCCAGGAUACUUCGGGUACGCAAAACCACAAAGUUGCACACAUUCAAACCUCAUUUAGUGUCCAGCGGGUGCGUCAGUAAGAUCCUGAGUCGCUACCGACGCACUGGACUCCUGCAGCCCAAAACCAUCGGAGGCAGUCGGCCUCGGCUCCUCACCCCGGGCGUCAUCUCCACAAUCAUCCAGUGCAAAAGGGAAAAUCCAACCAUUUUUGCUUGGGAAAUUCGUAAACGGCUAGCAGCUGCACGGAUAUACAAAGCCCCCAAGGUUCCCAGCGUGUCGUCCAUAAAUCGGAUUCUCAGAAAGAUCCACUCGGACCACGGGCCGCUGUGCAUGGAGAUCAAGGCGCACAUCAGGGCUGAGCAGGAUUUAGAUGCUCUGAUCCAAGAAGAAGUGAAAGGUGGAAAGAUGUCUGAGACGGCGAGCAGCAAUGACCGGAAGCCUCGAGGCGUCCAGCACCGCAACCGCACCACCUUCACCCAGGAGCAGAGCUCAGCACUCGAGCAAGAGUUCUCCCACAGCCUGUAUGCAGAUCUGUACACGAGAGAGAAAUUGGCAGCCGCGAUCAAACUUCCCGAGGACACCAUCAAGCCUCACGACGUGAUGUUCCAGCCCACGACAGACAAGAGUCCACCGGAUCCCCACAGAGAGAGAUUCCCCUUCCCUUUGCUUCACCAUCACACCGACGCGAGGACAUCCCUCCCAGUGACUCAGUGCUGGGACCAGCAGGGCAUUUCUUUUACCUGGGGCCCGCUUCCAACCGAUGAGAGGUUUGCAUUGGGGCCUCAGCCCUGGGAUGUGAAUCCCCAUCGCUACCUGGACUGA